Neurospora tetraspora is the source of this 500-nucleotide messenger RNA. RefSeq lists its product as uncharacterized. Lineage: Eukaryota; Fungi; Ascomycota; Sordariomycetes; Sordariales; Sordariaceae. The transcript has 2 exons. The coding region runs from base 126 to 500 and encodes 124 amino acids. The record is from RefSeq and is a predicted model, not a curated record.
CUCAAGAGUAGCUCUCAUCGCCAUGAUAACCUGCAACCCUAUCAUCACCAUCCUCACCGGAUUCCUGGCUACUAGAUCUACAGUCCUAGCCCUCCCAGCAGCCCCCGACAACAACGCGGAAAAACAUGGACCUAACCAGCCCCGUAUCCCAUCCCGCUCCGCACAUCCAGUAUCCCCGUGUCGACUCUUCUUCCCUUCCCAGUGAUCGUAGACCACCACCUAUGACAAACACCGAAGGCGAAGAUACCGUCCCUGACCAAGAGCCUGCCUGGCCCGGCGUCGGCCCCCGCAAAUGGUGCAAAGACUACACCUGGAUCGACGAGACCUCCGACCGUUCCCCCCUCCUCAAAGACUGCCUACAGAUCGUCAAAAACCACGCAGCAGGCAAGAACCACGGGGGGACUGGGUCUUCAUGGCCGGUCAACACAGAAUCAUCGCGUGAGCGGGCAUUUACGCGUUCGGGGUGUCGGCUGGGGGGAAACGUGGCGAGGGGGCAGUGA